This is a messenger RNA of Pectinophora gossypiella (pink bollworm), 2117 nucleotides long. RefSeq names its product carboxypeptidase D. The coding region runs from base 183 to 1616 and encodes 477 amino acids. The record is from RefSeq and is a predicted model, not a curated record. Lineage: Eukaryota; Metazoa; Arthropoda; Insecta; Lepidoptera; Gelechiidae. Gene Ontology annotation, molecular function: metallocarboxypeptidase activity; zinc ion binding. The transcript is spliced from 11 exons. Gene Ontology annotation, biological process: proteolysis. Gene Ontology annotation, cellular component: cell surface.
GCGGCCGCCACACUCCGCCAGUCGCCUGCUGAUCGUCCGCGCGUAAGGACUCCGCCUCGUCCUCGCCUCUAUGCGACGGUAUCCUCUUUACGAUCGCAUUGUUGUCCGAAACUAACAAACAUAAAUGACACCAAAAAGUUUGACAUACAUUUAGCACAGGAUCUGUUAAGUUCGAGCUCAGGAUGGCGGGCAAAACCGCGGCGUGGGUGCUGCUGCUGGCGCUGUGUCUGGGAACCACUUACUCACAAACUGCCUUCAGCCAGGGAUUUGCGCCGUCGGACGAGGUGUCGCGGAACUACAGCGAGAUAGAGUCGAGGGAGAGCGGGCCGGAGCUGGAAUUCCGCUACCAUGACCACGACGAGCUGACGCGCUACCUGCGCGCCGUCUCCGCGCGCUACCCCGCCCUCACAGCACUAUACUCCAUCGGGAAGUCCGUGCAAGGUCGCGACCUGUGGGUGAUGGUGGUGUCAGCGUCGCCGUACGAGCACAUGAUCGGCAAGCCGGAUGUCAAGUAUGUCGCCAACAUUCACGGCAACGAAGCUGUAGGACGCGAGCUGCUGUUGCAUUUGAUCCAGUACUUGGUGACGAGCUACGAGACGGACGCGUACAUCAAGUGGCUGCUGGACAACACCCGGAUCCACCUGAUGCCAUCCAUGAACCCUGACGGAUACGCCAUCUCGCGCGAGGGACAGUGCGACACCAUACACGGCAGACACAACGCGCGGCGGUACGACCUGAACCGCAACUUCCCGGACUACUUCAAGGCUAACACGAAGCAGCCGCAGCCGGAGACGGAGGCUGUCAAGGAGUGGAUUAGCAAGAUCCAGUUCGUGCUCUCCGGCUCGCUGCAUGGUGGUGCGCUCGUUGCCUCGUACCCCUACGAUAACACGCCCAGUGCCAGUCCCCUAUCGACAGUGUUCCAAAGCUACGCGCACUCGCCGUCGAUCGCGCCGGACGACGACGUGUUCCGGCACCUGUCGCUGGUGUACUCCAACAACCACGGCAAGAUGUCCCGCGGCGUCUCCUGCAAGUCCGGCUCGCCCAGGUUCCCCAACGGGAUCACCAACGGAGCCGCUUGGUAUCCACUCACAGGUGGAAUGCAAGAUUACAACUAUUUAUGGCACGGAUGUAUGGAGAUCACUCUCGAGAUAUCUUGCUGCAAGUACCCGCCCGCGCACGAGCUGCCCAAGUACUGGCAAGAUAACAAGCAGUCAAUGAUCAAGUACCUGGCGGAGGCGCACCGCGGCGCGCACGGAUUCGUGAUGGACGAGAACGGCAACCCGGUGGAGCGCGCGUCCGUGCGCGUCAAGGGCCGUGACGUCACCUACCACACCACCAAAUACGGCGAGUUCUGGCGCAUCCUGCUGCCCGGCACCUACCGCCUUGAGGUAUCAGGAGAAGGUUAUUUACCACAAGAAGUCGAAUUUAUUGUUAUAGACAAUCACCCUACGCUACUGAAUGUUACCCUACAUUCAGCCAAGCGCAUCGACGGCGGGCCGUACUACCGGCCGGUGCCGCUGCCGCCGCGGCUGCCCUCCGCGCCCGCCCCCGCGCCCGGCAUCUUCGCCACACUCUCCAACUCAUUCAACAGUCUCGUCUCCAACAUUUUUGGAUAAAAAAAUCUAAAUUACUCAUAUUAUAAGUGUCGAUUCAAGAAGUAUUUCCGGUGUAUGGAGUAUUAUAAGUGUGCGACGGGUAGGGUUUCGUUCCGGGAAUUCCCGGUUCUUUCCGGACCGGGAAACCCUAGCGAUGGCCUUUACUGUUUAGUCAUACAUUAUCACAGCUAGAUUACAUCUCAAUAAUAAAAUUUACUAAUAGAUAUAACGAUGAAAACUAAGUAUGAGUAACUGAUUCGUUUAAGUAAGAAGUACUCAAUGUCUCUAAUGGUAAUCGUAAUCGUAAGUAAUUUAUUGGUAUUUUUUUACACCAAAAACAAUUUCACCAAUUAUUUUUAGCCCGAGAAUGAGUAUAGAAGCAAUUAAUUAAUGAGAGAUCUCCAAAAUUAAGUUUCAUGAUUAGGAUGAUCUUUGUAAAUAGUUGAAUAGAUAGGCAUUUAAUUAAGUAUGUUAUUUAAGAUUUAUUUAUUUAUAGAGAAAAUAAAAUAUUUUUAACUAAGA